Penicillium manginii is the source of this 2364-nucleotide messenger RNA. Its product is annotated as putative ubiquitin fusion degradation protein (Ufd1). Gene Ontology annotation, cellular component: VCP-NPL4-UFD1 AAA ATPase complex. The record is from RefSeq and is a predicted model, not a curated record. The transcript has a single exon. Lineage: Eukaryota; Fungi; Ascomycota; Eurotiomycetes; Eurotiales; Aspergillaceae. Gene Ontology annotation, molecular function: polyubiquitin modification-dependent protein binding. The coding region runs from base 1 to 2364 and encodes 787 amino acids.
AUGGAGAACGAGAACACCUUAACAUGGUCUGCCCAACUGGCCGUGGCACCUCCCCAACGAGCCCCUCGACUCCCUGGCGAUAAAAUAACCCUUCCGCAGUCCGCCCUCGAACAACUCCUCGCCGCCGCCCCGCUCCAAGCCGUUCCCAAUUCCUCAAACGCACGCGCGCAACACACAAAUACCUUCGAUCCAUUCAACCCCCACACUUUCGCCGCCGAGUCUCGCGCCCGCCAGCAGAUUGAACAGCGUCAGCAGCAGCUUCCACACCCACUGACGUUCCGCAUCGUGAAUCCUCAAAAUGGCCGAUUCGUUUAUGCGGGGAUCCGCGAGUUCUCCGCACCGGAGGACGAGGUCGCUCUCAGCAGUCUACUCCGCGAGUCUCUCGAGAUUUCCGAUGACGAAUUUCCUACAAUCCAGCCCCAAGAGAAUGGAAAUAUGAUAGAGAUGGAUGUCGACGAAUCAGAAGGAACCGGACACCAAACGCCAACAACGAUACCCACAUCUACACCCGCGGACCAAGGUCCAAGGGUCACGGUGCACGCGAAGCAAUUACCCAAAGGCACAUACGUUCGUCUCCGUCCACUCGAAGCAGGCUACGAUCCCGAAGACUGGAAAGCGUUGCUGGAAAGACAUCUUCGGGAUAACUUUACCACGCUGACGGUUGGCGAGCUUCUCACGGUGCCGACCUCGCGCACCGAGUCCUUUCGAUUUCUCCUCGACAAAGUCUACCCAGAAGGGGAAGAUGGGAUUUGCGUCGUUGACACAGAUCUGGAAGUUGAUAUCGUCGCGUUAUCUGAAGAACAGGCACGUGAGACGUUGCAAAAGAGACUGGAGCGAGCUGCGCGGGCACCUGGUACGACGGCCGGUAGUUCGGUUGGUGGAGUGCUUACUCUUGGGGAGAAUGUGGCUGCCCAGGUGUUACCAGGGGAGUAUGUGGACUAUGAGCUGCGAGAUCUGAAGAAGCAUGAGGGAACGCUUCGGAUUGAGCUCUUGACAGAUGAUCCUACCGUGUCUCUAUUUGCUGCUCCGCUGAGUGCUCGCCAACGAGGUCGGCCGAGGAGAGAUAUGCAUGUCUGGGGAGACUUUUCUGCAGAUGGAGUGAAAAAGUUCAAGAUUCGGCCUACAAAUGUCGCGCUGGAGGGAGCGGAAUCUCUGUAUAUUUCUGCUUAUGCUGAGAUUCAAGAUACCGAGGAUGACGAGCCCUCACAACGAGUUCCUGUGAAAUAUAACCUACGGAUAUCGAUCGAUGAUUCAGAAGAUGGCGUCGAGGCGGAGGCAGAGGAGGACGAACAUGAGCCAGACGACGUGCAGUGUCAGAACUGCCGACAGUGGGUUCCACAACGGACCCUAGUUCUCCACGAGAACUUCUGUCUCCGCAAUAACAUCUUCUGUCCCCAAUGCCAAAACGUUUUUCAAAAACGAUCCCCCGAAUGGCAAAACCAUUGGCACUGUCCGCACGACUCCUCCCACGGCACCGACACCGCGAGCAAAGCCAGCCACGACUCCAUAUUCCACAACACCUACCCAUGCCCAGACUGCCCAUCCACCUUCGAAGGCCUGCCCGCCCUUGCCCUCCACCGAACCAACGAGUGUCCCGGCAAACUAAUCCUAUGCCAAUUCUGCCAUCUCAUCGUUCCGCAAAAAGGCGAUUCAGACCCAGACUUCUUCGACCCAGAAGUUCUAGUCUCCGGCCUCGCCCCUCAUGAACUAGUCGACGGUGGACGAACCACCGAAUGCCAUCUAUGCGGCAAAAUCAUCCGACUCCGCGACAUGAACACCCACCUGCGCCACCACGACCUAGAGCGACUCUCCCGACCCGCACCACGCAUAUGCCUCAACCAAAACUGCGGCCGCACACUAUCAAACACAGACAACAAAUCUCUCGGUCUUUGCAAAAUCUGCUUCGGACCUCUAUACGUCGACACGCACGAUCCAGAAGGCAAGGCCCUGCGCCGCCGCAUCGAACGCAGAUAUCUCUCGCAAAUGAUGACCGGGUGCGGAAAACCCUGGUGCCAGAACGAGUACUGCAAGAACGGGAAGCAGAAGGCACACUCAGACCCUGCACCCGCAAUGAGCAUGCCCGAGAUCAUGAAAGUAACCCGUCCCCUCGUCGAUGCAUUGAACGUCAAGCCGGACGUAACCAACACGGCCCCAUUCUACUUCUGCACCGAUGAAACGGGUCAGCAUCGCCGUAAUCUCGCGAAUAUGAUUUACGCUGAGGGAACUGCCGGUGGAGAUGCGGAUAACAAGGCGUAUGAUCUGGCAUGGUGUGUCGCCGGCGCCGAGGCGGCUGGCGGUGAUCUCGAGAAGACGCGGGAAUGGCUUGCUAAGUGGGCGCCUUCUCGGGGUGAGACAGUGCGAUAG